CUUCUCAAAGAAUGGCUUGGCGUCACAUUUUCUCGCUCGCACGCUAUCGGUGCGCGGUGAAAAAGCUACCACCGCGGACGAAACUAAGAGUAGCCACUUUUCGUUUUUGCUCUUUGCUUCUUCGUUUUCACACUUCCAAAAGAUGAAUGUAAACAUCAAAACACUGCAAUGAAUCCUGAACACAUCACUGGAACAGUAGCUGCUGAGGUUAUUGGGAAUAAUGCGAAUUGUAGCGGUUCGGUUUGCAUGAUGUCCCUUUCUAAUCACCACGAGAAAACCACUGGCAUCGACGAUUCUUCUUCCUGUUAUCUCGGCAAUUCUAAAAAUCGUGCGAACGAGGAUCACCGCGCAGUGAUAACAGAAGUGAAAGAGAAUGACGACAAAGAAGGACAGUAUCCCCCAAAAACAAAAGGAAUGAAGAAGCACCGCGUUUCCGGAACAGAUGCCAUGAUGGAGAAAACAAACAAAGUGGCCUCGUCCCUGAAGGAUGCCAUGGAGGAACUCGAUCGCAUCUGGGACGUGGACGACGACGACAAUUCAUGUGCCUCGUCGUUGUCGUCUUUCGACGAAGACCACGAGAAACAAAUGCAAAACGUAGAGUCUUUGCCGUCGUCUCCAUCGCGAAACCGCGUCCGGCAAACUGCUGCACUGCUGGUCCGGGUCUUUUCCAACGAGCUGUACGAUCCGGCCGUUCAGGCUCUCGCGGAGCACGAGGAACUCAGGUCCGAGGCGAUUAAUCUCACGCACCAGCUUGAAAUCAGUCAGAGGGAGGUCAAGCGCCUCAAAGGCUCCGAGUUGCGGUCGAAAGAAUCCAUCCAGGUAAGUAUAGUUAGCGAUGUCGUUUUAAUUCGAUUCGCUUCACAGAGUAUCAUCUCGCAGCGAUUCUUCGUCUUUUCUCAUAGUAAUUACUUAUUCAUUUUAAUCGACACAAAACAAACAAUAACGAAUGUUCACAGAAUCUUCUCAAGGCCGUCGACCGAUCUACUGAAGAGGCAAAGGAUUCUUCGCAGGCCAAGCUGGUUGAAGCAAAACUACGAGCCGACCUGUUGCAGACCCGCAAGGAACGGGAUGAUUUACACCACGAGUCCAUGGUGUCAAAGCGAUCGCUCGAGCUAGUGACAAACGAAGCAAAUUCUCUCAAACAGGAGAAGAGCCGACUCCAGAAAGAAAAUAUUCGUCUCGAACGGGAGGCCCGUUCAGCACGAGUGCUAGCGGAAUCUCUUUCGAGGAGCAAGAAUGCAAACCUCAAUAACGGUAACGACGAACACAAUGCUGAAUUCUAUAAACGGAAGACCCGUGAUCUCGAAACCCACCUCCAGGGAAUGACUGCCCGUCUCGCGGAAAAGAACCAGGAGCUUAUGGAAUUGCGCCAUUGUCGGGAUCGGAAUCUCUCUCAGAACCGAUUGGAGGCCCUUCGAGCUGGGAAAAAGAUUUCCAACAAAAAGAUUCGCGUUUCGAAUGCGAGAUGAGCGAAACCAAAAAUAUUUUUGAUUUUGGAUGUGAGAUGAGCUGUACUGUACUACUGUAAACACAAUCCCAGAAGGGGUGGGUGAAAAAAAAAUCCGGGGAAAUAGCACACCAACUAUUGCAUCUAGAUCCAAUCGGGGUACAGCUCGUACCUGAUAAAAUAUUAGAAACUCG
Messenger RNA from Pseudo-nitzschia multistriata, 1641 nucleotides. The record is from the annotation of a GenBank genome assembly. NCBI's taxonomy places the organism in Eukaryota, Bacillariophyta, Bacillariophyceae, Bacillariales, Bacillariaceae.